Messenger RNA from Fasciola hepatica (liver fluke), 9285 nucleotides. NCBI's taxonomy places the organism in Eukaryota, Metazoa, Platyhelminthes, Trematoda, Plagiorchiida, Fasciolidae. The record is from the annotation of a GenBank genome assembly.
AUGGUCCCCCCCCAUAGGACGCCGUUUAAGCCCACUUUCGAUCAAUUCACCUAUGUUCCGCUAAUCCUACUGGAAUUUCUCUUGCACCAAUGUAAUCCUCAGGCCGUGACUAUCCUCUGGACAAAGAAUCAGCGUGCACGUAGGAAUCCGUUUCAGACCAGUUUCGAUCAAUUCACCUAUGUUCCGCUAUUCCUACUGGAAUUUCUCUUGCACCAAUGUAAUCCUCAGGCCGUGACUAUCCUCUGGACAAAGAAUCAGCGUGCACGUAGGAAUCCGUUUCAGCCCUGUUUCGAUCAAUUCACCUAUGUUCCGCUAAUCCUACUGGAAUUUCUCUUGCACCAAUGUAAUCAUCAGGCCGUGACUAUCCUCUGGACAAACAAUGGUCACCAUAGGACGCCGUUUAAGCCCAGUUUCGAUCAAUUCACCUAUGUUCCGCUAAUCCUACUGGAAUUCCUCUUGCACCAAUGUAAUCCUCAGGCCGUGACUAUCCUCUGGACAAAGAAUCAGCGUUCACGUAGGAAUCCGUUUCAGACCAGUUUCGAUCAAUUCACCUAUGUUCCGCUAAUCCUACUGGAAUUUCUCUUGCACCAAUGUAAUCCUCAGGCCGUGACUAUCCUCUGGACAAACAAUGGUCACCAUAGGACGCCGCUUAAGCCCAGUUUCGAUCAAUUCACCUAUGUUCCGCUAAUCAUACUGGAAUUUCUCCUGCACCAAUGUUAUACUCAGGCCGUGACUAUCCUCUGGACAAAGAAUCAGCGUGCACGUAGGAAUCCGUUUCAGCCCUGUUUCGAUCAAUUCACCUAUGUUCCGCUAAUCCUACUGGUAUUUCUCUUGCACCAAUGUAAUCCUCAGGCCGUGACUAUCCUUUGGACAAAGAAUCGGCGUGCGCGUGGGAAUCCGUUUCAGCCCAGUUUCGAUCAAUUCACCUAUGUUCCGCUAAUCCUACUGGAAUUUAUCUUGCACCAAUGUAAUCCUCAGGCCGUGACUAUCCUCCGGACAAACAAUGGUCCCCCCCCCCAUAGGACGCCGUUUCAGCCCAGUUUCGAUCAAUUCACCUAUGUUCCGCUAAUCCUACUGGAAUUUCACGUGCACCAAUGUAAUCCUCAGGCCGUGACUAUCCUCUGGACAAAGAAUCAGCGUGCACGUAGGAAUCCGUUUCAGACCAGUUUCGAUCAAUUCACCUAUGUUCCGCUAAUCCUACUGGAAUUUCUCUUGCACCAAUGUAAUCCUCAGGCCGUGACUAUCCUCUGGACAAACAAUGGUCCCCAUAGGACGCCGUUUCAGCCCAGUUUCGAUCAACUCACCUAUGUUCCGCUAAUCCUACUGGAAUUUCUCUUGCACCAAUGUAAUCCUCAGGCCGUGACUAUCCUCUGGACAAACAAUGGUCCCCAUAGGACGCCGCUUAAGCCCAGCUUCGAUCAAUUCACCUAUGUUCCGCUAAUCCUCCUGGAAUUUCUCUUGCACCAAUGUAAUCCUCAGGCCGUGACUAUCCUCUGGACAAAGAAUCAGCGUGCACGUAGGAAUCCGUUUCAGCCCAGCUUCGAUCAAUUCACCUAUGUUCCGCUAAUCCUACUGGAACUUAUCUUGCACCAAUGUAAUCCUCAGGCCGUGAAUAUCGUCUGGACAAUGAAUCGGCGUGCGCGUAGGAAUCCGUUUCAGCCCAGUUUCGAUCAAUUCACCUAUGUUCCGCUAAUCCUCCUGGAAUUUCUCUUGCACCAAUGUAAUCAUCAGGCCGUGACUCUCCUCUGGACAAACAAUGGUCCCCAUAGGACGCCGUUUAUGCCCAGUUUCGAUCAAUUCACCUAUGUUCCGCUAAUCCUACUGGAAUUUCACCUGCACCAAUGUAAUCCUAAAGCCGUGACUAUCCUCUGGACAAAGAAUCAGCGUGCACGUAGGAAUCCGUUUCAGACCAGUUUCGAUCAAUUCACCUAUGUUCCGCUAAUCCUACUGGAAUUUCUCUUGCACCAAUCUAAUCAUCAGGCCGUGACUAUCCUCUGGACAAACAAUGGUCCCCAUAGGACCCCGCUUAAGCCCAGUUUCGAUCAAUUCACCUAUGUUCCGCUAAUCCUACUGGAAUUUCUCUUGCACCAUUGUUAUCCUCAGGCCGUGACUAUCCUCUGGACAAAGAAUCAGCGUGCACGUAGGAAUCCGUUUCAGACCAGUUUCGAUCAAUUCACCUAUGUUCCGCUAAUCCUACUGGAAUUUCUCUUGCACCAAUGUAAUCCUCAGGCCGUGAUUAUCCUCUGGACAAACAAUGGUCCCUCCCCCCAUAGGACGCCGUUUAGGCCCACUUUCGAUCAAUUCACCUAUGUUCCGCUAAUCCUACUGGAAUUUCUCUUGCACCAUUGUUAUCCUCAGGCCGUGACUAUCCUCUGGACAAAGAAUCAGCGUGCACGUAGGAAUCCGUUUCAGACCAGUUUCGAUCAAUUCACCUAUGUUCCGCUAAUCCUACUGGAAUUUCUCUUGCACCAAUGUAAUCCUCAGGCCGUGACUAUCCUCUGGACAAACAAUGGUCACCAUAGGACGCCGCUUAAGCCCAGUUUCGAUCAAUUCACCUAUGUUCCGCUAAUCAUACUGGAAUUUCUCCUGCACCAAUGUUAUACUCAGGCCGUGACUAUCCUCUGGACAAAGAAUCAGCGUGCACGUAGGAAUCCGUUUCAGCCCUGUUUCGAUCAAUUCACCUAUGUUCCGCUAAUCCUACUGGAAUUUCUCUUGCACCAAUGUAAUCCUCAGGCCGUGACUAUCCUUUGGACAAAGAAUCGGCGUGCGCGUGGGAAUCCGUUUCAGCCCAGUUUCGAUCAAUUCACCUAUGUUCCGCUAAUCCUACUGGAAUUUAUCUUGCACCAAUGUAAUCCUCAGGCCGUGACUAUCCUCCGGACAAACAAUGGUCCCCCCCCCCAUAGGACGCCGUUUCAGCCCAGUUUCGAUCAAUUCACCUAUGUUCCGCUAAUCCUACUGGAAUUUCACGUGCACCAAUGUAAUCCUCAGGCCGUGACUAUCCUCUGGACAAAGAAUCAGCGUGCACGUAGGAAUCCGUUUCAGACCAGUUUCGAUCAAUUCACCUAUGUUCCGCUAAUCCUACUGGAAUUUCUCUUGCACCAAUGUAAUCCUCAGGCCGUGACUAUCCUCUGGACAAACAAUGGUCCCCAUAGGACGCCGUUUCAGCCCAGUUUCGAUCAACUCACCUAUGUUCCGCUAAUCCUACUGGAAUUUCUCUUGCACCAAUGUAAUCCUCAGGCCGUGACUAUCCUCUGGACAAACAAUGGUCCCCAUAGGACGCCGCUUAAGCCCAGCUUCGAUCAAUUCACCUAUGUUCCGCUAAUCCUCCUGGAAUUUCUCUUGCACCAAUGUAAUCCUCAGGCCGUGACUAUCCUCUGGACAAAGAAUCAGCGUGCACGUAGGAAUCCGUUUCAGCCCAGCUUCGAUCAAUUCACCUAUGUUCCGCUAAUCCUACUGGAACUUAUCUUGCACCAAUGUAAUCCUCAGGCCGUGAAUAUCGUCUGGACAAUGAAUCGGCGUGCGCGUAGGAAUCCGUUUCAGCCCAGUUUCGAUCAAUUCACCUAUGUUCCGCUAAUCCUCCUGGAAUUUCUCUUGCACCAAUGUAAUCAUCAGGCCGUGACUCUCCUCUGGACAAACAAUGGUCCCCAUAGGACGCCGUUUAUGCCCAGUUUCGAUCAAUUCACAUAUGUUCCGCUAAUCCUACUGGAAUUUCACCUGCACCAAUGUAAUCCUAAAGCCGUGACUAUCCUCUGGACAAAGAAUCAGCGUGCACGUAGGAAUCCGUUUCAGACCAGUUUCGAUCAAUUCACCUAUGUUCCGCUAAUCCUACUGGAAUUUCUCUUGCACCAAUCUAAUCAUCAGGCCGUGACUAUCCUCUGGACAAACAAUGGUCCCCAUAGGACCCCGCUUAAGCCCAGUUUCGAUCAAUUCACCUAUGUUCCGCUAAUCCUACUGGAAUUUCUCUUGCACCAUUGUUAUCCUCAGGCCGUGACUAUCCUCUGGACAAAGAAUCAGCGUGCACGUAGGAAUCCGUUUCAGACCAGUUUCGAUCAAUUCACCUAUGUUCCGCUAAUCCUACUGGAAUUUCUCUUGCACCAAUGUAAUCCUCAGGCCGUGAUUAUCCUCUGGACAAACAAUGGUCCCUCCCCCCAUAGGACGCCGUUUAGGCCCACUUUCGAUCAAUUCACCUAUGUUCCGCUAAUCCUACUGGAAUUUCUCUUGCACCAAUGUAAUCAUCAGGCCGUGACUAUCCUCUGGACAAAGAAUCAGCGUGCACGUAGGAAUCCGUUUCAGCCCAGCUUCGAUCAAUUCACCUAUGUUCCGCUAAUCCCACUGGAAUUUCUCUUGCACCAAUGUAAUCCUCAGGCCGUGACUAUCCUCUGGACAAACAAUGGUCCCCAUAGGACGCCGUUUCAGCCCAGUUUCGAUCAACUCACCUAUGUUACGCUAAUCCUACUGGAAUUUCUCUUGCACCAAUGUUAUCCUCAGGCCGUGACUAUCCUCUGGACAAAGAAUCAGCGUGCACGUAGGAAUCCGUUUCAGACCAGUUUCGAUCAAUUCACCUAUGUUCCGCUAAUCCUACUGGAAUUUCUCUUGCACCAAUCUAAUCCUCAGGCCGUGACUAUCCUCUGGACAAACAAUGGUCCCCAUAGGACGCCAUUUCAGCCCAGUUUCGAUCAAUUCACCUAUGUUCCGCUAAUCCUACUGGAAUUGCUCUUGCACCAAUUUAUUCCUCAGGCCGUGACUAUCCUCUGGACAAAGAAUCAGCGUGCACGUAGGAAUCCGUUUCAGACCAGUUUCGAUCAAUUCACCUAUGUUCCGCUAAUCCUCCUGGAAUUUCUCUGGCACCAAUGUAAUCCUCAGGCCGUGACUAUCCUCUGGACAAAGAAUCAGCGUGCACGUAGGAAUCCGUUUCAGACCAGUUUCGAUCAAUUCACCUAUGUUCCGCUAAUCCUACUGGAAUUGCUCUUGCACCAAUUUAUUCCUCAGGCCGUGACUAUCCUCUGGACAAAGAAUCAGCGUGCACGUAGGAAUCCGUUUCAGACCAGUUUCGAUCAAUUCACCUAUGUUCCGCUAAUCCUACUGGAAUUUCUCUUGCACCAAUGUUAUCCUCGGGCCGUGACUAUCCUCUGGACAAAGAACCAGCGUGCACGUAGGAAUCCGUUUCAGCCCAGCUUCGAUCAAUUCACCUAUGUUCCGCUAAUCCUACUGGAAUUUAUCUUGCACCAAUGUAAUCCUCAGGCCGUGACUAUCCUUUGGACAAAGAAUCAGCGUGCACGUAGGAAUCCGUUUCAGACCAGUUUCGAUCAAUUCACCUAUGUUCCGCUAAUCCUACUGGAAUUUCUCUUGCACCAAUCUAAUCCUCAGGCCGUGACUAUCCUCUGGACAAACAAUGGUCCCCAUAGGACGCCAUUUCAGCCCAGUUUCGAUCAAUUCACCUAUGUUCCGCUAAUCCUACUGGAAUUGCUCUUGCACCAAUUUAUUCCUCAGGCCGUGACUAUCCUCUGGACAAAGAAUCAGCGUGCACGUAGGAAUCCGUUUCAGACCAGUUUCGAUCAAUUCACCUAUGUUCCGCUAAUCCUCCUGGAAUUUCUCUGGCACCAAUGUAAUCCUCAGGCCGUGACUAUCCUCUGGACAAAGAAUCAGCGUGCACGUAGGAAUCCGUUUCAGACCAGUUUCGAUCAAUUCACCUAUGUUCCGCUAAUCCUACUGGAAUUGCUCUUGCACCAAUUUAUUCCUCAGGCCGUGACUAUCCUCUGGACAAAGAAUCAGCGUGCACGUAGGAAUCCGUUUCAGACCAGUUUCGAUCAAUUCACCUAUGUUCCGCUAAUCCUACUGGAAUUUCUCUUGCACCAAUCUAAUCCUCAGGCCGUGACUAUCCUCUGGACAGACAAUGGUCCCCAUAGGACGCCGUUGAAGCCCAGUUUCGAUCAAUUCACCUAUGUUCCGCUAAUCCUACUGGAAUUUCUCUUGCACCAAUGUAAUCCUCAGGCGGUGACUAUCCUCUGGACAAACAAUGGUCCCCAUAGGACGCCGUUUCAGCCCAGUUUCGAUCAAUUCACCUAUGUUCCGCUAAUCCUACUGGAAUUUCUCUUGCACCAAUGUAAUCCUCAGGCCGUGACUAUCCUCUGGACAGACAAUGGUCCCCAUAGGACGCCGUUUCAGCCCAGUUUCGAUCAAUUCACCUAUGUUCCGCUAAUCCUCCUGGAAUUUCUCUUGCACCAAUGUAAUCCUCAGGCCGUGACUAUCCUCUGGACAAACAAUGGUCCCUCCCCCCAUAGGACGCCGUUUAAGCCCAGUUUCGAUCAAUUCACCUAUGUUCCGCUAAUCCUACUGGAAUUUCUCUGGCACCAAUGUAAUCCUCAGGCCGUGACUAUCCUGUGGACAAAGAAUCAGCGUGCACGUAGGAAUCCGUUUCAGCCCAGUUUCGAUCAAUUCACCUUUGUUCCGCUAAUCCUACUGGAAUUGCUCUUGCACCAAUGUAAUCCUGAGGCCGUGACUAUCCUCUGGACAAAGAAUCAGCGUGCACGUAGGAAUCCGUUUCAGCCCAGUUUCGAUCAAUUCAACUUUGUUCCGCUAAUUCUCCUGGAAUUGCUCUUGCACCAAUUUAAUCCUCAAGCCGUGACUAUCCUCUGGACAAAGAAUCAGCGUGCACGUAGGAAUCCGUUUCAGACCAGUUUCGAUCAAUUCACCUAUGUUCCGCUAAUCCUACUGGAAUUUCUCUUGCACCAAUGUAAUCCUCAGGCCGCGACUAUCCUCUGGACAAAGAAUCAGCGUGCACGUAGGAAUCCGUUUCAGCCCAGCUUCGAUCAAUUCACCUAUGUUUCUGCUAAUCCUACUGGAAUUUCUCUUGCACCAAUGACGCCGUUUCAGCCCAGUUUCGAUCAAUUCACCUGUGUUCCGCUAAUCCUACUGGAAUUUCUCUUGCACCAAUGUAAUCCUCAGGCCGUGACUAUCCUCUGGACAAAAAAUCAGCGUGCACGUAGGAAUCCGUUUCAGACCAGUUUCGAUCAAUUCACCUAUGUUCCGCUAAUCCUACUGGAAUUUCUCUUGCACCAAUGUAAUCCUCAGGCCGUGACUAUCCUCUGGACAAAGAAUCAGCGUGCACGUAGGAAUCCGUUUCAGACCAGUUUCGAUCAAUUCACCUAUGUUCCGCUAAUCCUACUGGAAUUUCUCUUGCACCAAUGUAAUCCUCAGGCCGUGACUAUCCUCUGGACAAAGAAUCAGCGUGCACGUAGGAUUCCGUUUCAGCCCAGCUUCGAUCAAUUCACCUAUGUUCCGCUAAUCCUACUGGAAUUUCUCUUGCACCAAUCUAAUCAUCAGGCCGUGACUAUCCUCUGGACAAACAAUGGUCCCGCCCCCCAUAGGAAGCCGUUUAAGCCCACUUUCGAUCAAUUCACCUAUGUUCCGCUAAUCAUACUGGAAUUCCACCUGCACCAAUGUAAUCCUCAGGCCGUGACUAUCCUCUGGACAAAGAAUCAGCGCGCACGUAGGAAUCCGUUUCAGACCAGUUUCGAUCAAUUCACCUAUGUUCCGCUAAUCCUACUGGAAUUUCUCUUGCACCAAUGUAAUCAUCAGGCCGUGACUAUCCUCUGGACAAACAAUGGUCCCCAUAGGACGCCGUUUCAGCCCAGUUUCGAUCAAUUCACCUAUGUUCCGCUAAUCAUACUGGAAUUUCUCUUGCACCAAUGUAAUCCUCAGGCCGUGACUCUCCUCUGGACAAACAAUGGUCCCCAUAGGACGCCGAUUAAGCCCAGUUUCGAUCAACUCACCUAUGUUCCGCUAAUCCUACUGGAAUUUAUCUUGCACCAAUGUAAUCCUCAGGCCGUGACUAUCCUCUGGACAAAGAAUCAGCGUGCACGUUGGAAUCCGUUUCAGCCCAGCUUCGAUCAAUUCACCUAUGUUCCGCUAAUCAUACUGGAAUUUCUCUUGCACCAAUGUAAUCCUCAGGCCGUGACUAUCCUCUGGACAAACAAUGGUCCCCAUAGGACGCCGAUUAAGCCCAGUUUCGAUCAACUCACCUAUGUUCCGCUAAUCCUACUGGAAUUUCUCUUGCACCAAUGUAAUCCUCAGGCCGUGACUAUCCUCUGGACAAAGAAUCAGCGUGCACGUAGGAAUCCGUUUCAGACCAGUUUCGAUCAAUUCACCUAUGUUCCGCUAAUCCUACUGGAAUUUCUCUUGCACCAAUGUAAUCCUCAGGCCGUGACUAUCCUCUGGACAAACAAUGGUCCCCAUAGGACGCCGUUUCAGCCCAGCUUCGAUCAAUUCACCUAUGUUCCGCUAAUCCUACUGGAAUUUCUCUUGCACCAAUGUAAUCCUCAGGCCGUGACUAUCCUCUGGACACACAAUGGUCCCCAUAGGACGCCGUUUAAGCCCAGUUUCGAUCAAUUCACCUAUGUUCCGCUGAUUUUACUUGAAUUUCUCUUGCAUCAGUGUAAUCCUCAGGCCGUGACUAUCCUCCGGACAAACAAUGAUCCACAUAGGACGCCGUUUAAGCCCAGUUUCGAUCAAUUCACCUAUGUUCCGCUAAUCCUACUGGAACUUAUCUUGCACCAAUGUAAUCCUCAGGCCGUGACUAUCCUCUGGACAAAGAAUCAGCGUGCACGUAGGAAUCCGUUUCAGACCAGUUUCGGUCAAUUCACCUAUGUUCCGCUAAUCCUACUGGAAUUUCUCUUGCACCAAUCUAAUCCUCAGGCCGUGACUAUCCUCUGGACAAACAAUGGUCCCCCCCCCCAUAGGACGCCGUUUCAGCCCUGUUUCGAUCAAUUCACCUAUGUUCCGCUAAUCCUACUGGAAUUUCUCUUGCACCAAUGUAAUCAUCAGGCCGUGACUAUCCUCUGGACAAAGAAUCAGCGUGCACGUUGGAAUCCGUUUCAGACCAGUUUCGAUCAAUUCACCUAUGUUCCGCUAAUCCUACUGGAAUGUCUCUUGCACCAAUGUAAUCCUCAGGCCGUGACUAUCCUCUGGACAAAGAAUCAGCGUGCACGUAGGAAUCCGUUUCAGACCAGUUUCGAUCAAUUCACCUAUGUUCCGCUAAUCCUACUGGAAUUUCUCUUGCACCAAUGUAAUCUUCAGGCCGUGACUAUCCUCUGGACAAAGAAUCAGCGUGCACGUAGGAAUCCGUUGCAGACCAGUUUCGAUCAAUUCACCUAUGUUCCGCUAAUCCUACUGGAAUUUCUCUUGCACCAAUGCAAUCCUCAGGCCGUGACUAUCCUCUGGACAAACAAUGGUCCCCAUAGGACGCCGUUUCAGCCAGUUUCGAUCAAUUCACCUAUGUUCCGCUAA